UUAAAAUAAAGAACAUUGCACAUCAUUAACUCUAUUUUUAAAAAUCUCAGGUUAAUAACAAUGAAUAUUAAACAGUUCCCUUUUUUUCUUUGAAGCGAAUCAAGAAACUGACCUAGAUUGCUGAAUACAACAGAAAUAAACCUUGUUACUAAAACAUCUAUUCAAUGUUUUACCAAUAUUAUAGUCUUUAUUACUCUCUGUUUCCUGUUUCUCUGGCUUAAUUUCUAUCCUUUCUACUUUAAAACUCCUCCCACUGAAACCCCUCAAUUUUUAAACUCCUCCCACUGAAACCCCUCAAUUUUAAAACCCCUCCCACUGAAACUCCUCCUACUGCGGAGAUGCUGGGUGUGAGGCAUCUGCAGAGCUCUCCCGGCUGUGCUGUUGUUUUCUGCUGAGUCUCCUUUUGUUGGUGGGUUUAUGGAGAAUUCUGGAACUGGAGAGUCUCUCUGAAGGGAACUGAUCAUUAACUGGAUCUACAGCCGCCUGUAUAGCUGAAUCAAACCUGAAAUCAGAGACUGAGAGUUUCACAGAACUGAAAGUGAAAGUCUGAGCGUUCUCACUGGAAGGAACAGCAGGAAAAGAAAAUGGCUUCUAAAUCUCUCUCAGAGGAGGAUCUGUCCUGUCCUGUGUGCUGUGAGAUCUUCAAGGAUCCUGUUAUUCUGCGCUGCAGCCACAGUGUGUGUAAAGACUGUCUACAGUCGUUCUGGACAACCAAAGGAUCCAGAGAAUGUCCAGUUUGUAGGAGAAGAUCUUCAACUGAUCAGCCUCCUAUAAACCUGGCUUUAAAGAACCUGUGUGAGAGCUUCAUAAAGGAGAGAAGUCAGAGAGGUCCAGCAGGGUCUGAAAACAUUUGCCGUUUGCACAGUGAGAAACGCCAACUCUUCUGUCUGGAUGAUCUACAGCCUGUGUGUUUGGUGUGUCGGGACUCUAAAAAACACACCAACCACAAAUUCCUCCCCCUUCAGGAAGCAGCAGUGGACUACAAGAAAGAACUGAAGACUGCACUGGAGCCUCUACAAGAGAAACUGAAGAUCUUUAAAAAGUUUCAGAUGGACUUCUAUCACAUUGCAGAACAUCUAAAGACUCAGGCCCAGAGCACAGAGAGACAGAUUAAGGAGGAGUUUGAGAAGCUUCACCAGUUUCUACGAGAUGAAGAGGCAUCCAGGAUAUCAGCACUGAGGGAGGAAGAGGAGCAGAAGAGUCAGAGAAUGAAGGAGAAGAUUGAGAAGAUGAGCAGAGAGAUAUCAGUGCUUUCAGACACAGUCAGAGCCGUAGAAAAGGAGAUGAGAGCUGAAGAUGCUUCAUUCUUACAGAACUACAAGGCCACAUUGAAAAGAGCUCAGGUCACACUGCAGGAUCCAGAGAGCCUUUCAGGAAUGCUGCUCAAUGUGGGGAAACACCUGGCCAACCUGAAGUUCACGGUCUGGGAGAAGAUGAAGGAACUCGUUCAGUUUACUCCUGUAACUCUGGACCCCAACACUGCUCAUCCUAAACUCAUUCUGUCUGAUGAUCUGACCAGUGUGAGAAUCACUGAGGUCCAGCAGCUUCCUCAUAAUCCAGAGAGAUUUGAUUCUUCUUUAUGUGUUCUGGGCUCUGAGGGCUUCAACUCAGGAACUCACUGCUGGGAGGUUGAAGUUGGAGACAAUACAGUCUGGUUUGUGGGUGUGAUGACAGAGUCUGCUCAGAAGAAGGGAAGUAUAUUCUUCAGGAGUGGAGUUUGGAUUGUGUGGUACAACAGUGGUAAAUUUAAAGCUCGUUCUACACCGCAACCAGCUACCCUGCUCUCGGUAGGACAGGAACUCCAGAGAGUCAGAGUGCAGCUGGACUGGGACAAAGGAGAACUCUCAUUUUCUGAUCCUCUCACUAACACACACUUACACACUUUCACACACACGUUCACUGAGAGAGUUUUCCCACUGUUCAGUACCAGUGCAGUCAGCCCUGUCAAAAUCACACCAGUGCAGUUUAGUGUAUCAGUGAAUCGGCUCAGUUAGUUCAUUCAGUCUUUGUGUGGAUCAGCACUGAAAUACUGAUUAAUCCUGAAAUGAACACUACAGUUAUAAGACCUGUUCAGUUACUGCAGUUGAGCUGAGAUUAUUUGAAGCAUUGCAGUUUUUGUUGUGUAAACACAUUUACCGAAGCUUUGUCUGCUAUGUUAAUGCAAACCACAAAAAUGUAACGCUGCAAACUGCACAUUUGUAUUGCUUAGAGUGUAAAAAGGUCAUGCAAGUGUAAUAUUUUAGAAGAAAUUCAUAUUCUUCAUAUUCACAUCUUCUGAAACAACUUAUCCUUCUGGGUCGCAGGGGAUGCUGGAGCCUAUCCCAGCGGUGAUUGGGCAGGAGGCAGGAUACACCCUGGGCAGGUCGCCAGUUCAUUGCAGGGUCAUAUCUAUAUGCUUGUUAAUUUGAUGCACUGCCCACUAGGGGGCAUUAAUACUUUUUCCUUGUGUAACAUAUAUGUAAGAAGAUAUGAAUGUAUUGUGGGGACGAGGAAAUAUGUUAUGUUUUCUUUCCUGGUGAAAAAAACCUUGUACUGAGGAACUUUGAAGUUCUUAGUGUAUGUACUUUGAGACCUGAUAUGUCAUGCAAAUUGAGUUCAUGUUGUCGUAAACUGAGCUGGUGGUUCUUGUAAAUACUACUAGGUCAGACAUUUGCCGGAUUGGGCUUUAUUUAUUUGUAUUUACAGAAAAAAAAUGUUCUCACUCAGUUUAUCUUCUUUUACCAUGCUUGGGCCUUGCAUUUACCAUGGAUCACAGUGGACUGAGCAAUUUGAGGAAGUUGGGACUGCAUGAGUUUGCAAUGGAGGAGUGAACCAAACAAAUGGAUUUCAAACUGAAGUCACUGAUGCUUUCAGUAAUUUGACUUGUAUCUUCUGCCAAAUGGCAAAAGGGUGAAGAAUCCAUGGGAGGGGUGUGAGGGGUCAUCCACAAUACUGUUGGCUUUGUGGAUGCAGCACUUGUGUCUUUGGUGGACAGAGACCCCAGUGAUCUGAACUGUCCUCACAAUCUGCUGUAGGGUCUUGCGGUGGUGUUGAGGGUGUUCAGGCCCACAAACUCAGCUUUUCAGUAGGUUGGUUGUGCUGAAUGCUUACCUGAAGCCAAUUCACAGCAUUCUCACAGUUAUCUUUUCCCUCCAUGUGGGUCAGUAGAGCAUCCUCUGUAGCUGGGUUAAGGCAAUGCGCAGACCAAAAUGGAUCCAGUGUGAAAGGAAGACAGCUCUUUAUGUGUUUGACUACUGACCACUUGUAGCACUUACAAGGCUACAGGUACAGGGAUGAUAGUAGUCAUUUUGAAGCACUCUGGGACAAUUGACUGGCUCAGAGAAGUACUGCAGAUGUCUGAUAAGACAUGCCUGAUAGUUUUUUGUUCAAAAAUGACUGUUUGUACUUUUCCCAUAUAAUCAGGUUAAAACAAAGAUAACGCAAUCAAGAAUACUCCAGGAUGCUGAUGGCUAAAGUGAGUGAGCAGUAAUAAUGCAACAUAAAUAAAGAUUACUGUAAGAAGUCACAGUGUAGAAGUGAUGACUGUUGAAUAAAUUAUUGAACUGCUUUCA
Pygocentrus nattereri (red-bellied piranha) is the source of this 3551-nucleotide messenger RNA. RefSeq names its product zinc-binding protein A33-like. The transcript has 6 exons. The record is from RefSeq and is a predicted model, not a curated record. NCBI's taxonomy places the organism in Eukaryota, Metazoa, Chordata, Actinopteri, Characiformes, Serrasalmidae. Bases 585 to 1994 code for a protein of 469 amino acids. Gene Ontology annotation, molecular function: protein binding; zinc ion binding.